Cannabis sativa is the source of this 1728-nucleotide messenger RNA. RefSeq lists its product as uncharacterized. The transcript has 2 exons. Bases 239 to 1324 code for a protein of 361 amino acids. Lineage: Eukaryota; Viridiplantae; Streptophyta; Magnoliopsida; Rosales; Cannabaceae. The record is from RefSeq and is a predicted model, not a curated record.
UUGUAGUUUGUUUAUAGUUGUAUUACAGUUUUCAUACUGUUUUAUUUAGGAUUUAUAAUUUAUUGUGGCCAUUUUCGUUAUGUUGUAGGUUUGGGACUACAAAUUUAGUCCUUCUGAUUUUUACAGAUCUAAGUGUGUAUGCACUAGUGUUUAUUCCGUGAUAGAUAAUAUUAAGAACACUUUAUCUGUUAAUUUGCUUUCUUUGUUUCGUCAAACUCAGUUUGGGCAUUUUCUGGAUAUGCCUGAGUUUGUUUUUCAUUCGCAAGUCGUACAUAGUUUAUUACUAAGGGAAGUUUUCCAGCCCAAUCCUAAAGAGUUUUGGGCUAAGGUUGCUGGCCGUUGCAUACGGUUUAGUGCCGAAGAAUUUUACCUGAUAUCUGGAUUAGAUUGUUUCGGUGAUUGCAACAAGUUGUUGUUUUCACAGGAAACAAAUCAAUUGGUAGAAACAUGUUUCCGUGGUGUAAAAACUAUUGACCACAAAGCCAUCGAGGAUGCUUUUUUGGGUAUUCGGUGGGGUUUGGAUGAGUAUAUUGGUUUGAAAAUGGUUGUUUUGUAUUUCAUUCAGUGUUUUCUUCUUAGCAAUACUCCUGACAAAGAAGUGUCUAGGUUUGAUCUAGAUGUAGUGGAUAGCGGUCGGUGGGACGAGUAUUGUUGGGGUAGGGAAUCAUUUGAAUUGACAAUUGACUCAUUCAAAGGUAGGAUCCAGCAUGGGAUCAUUAUGAAAAAUAGGAAGGCAGAGAAGGGAGGCCAAUAUGAUGGCUGGUAUAGGGCAUUGGGAUGUCCUUGGGUUUUCACGGUUUGGUUUUAUGAAUGCUGUCCUGCAAUGGUGAACUCUUUCUGUAAGAGAGUUUCAUCUUCUAUACCAAGGAUUCUGAACUGGAGCAACACCAUCGUCACCAAAAAUCCAACUCUUCGAGACUUGAAGGGCAAGAUUUUUGAUUUACCUUUGGACAAGUUGAAGAUAAAAAACAUGCGUCCUACUGAUGAAGAGAGGCAGCAGCUUCAACUUGACGGUUUAUUUCUCGAUGAAUCUAUUGAUGACCGUGGUGUAGCGAAGCAAUCCUUUGAGGGUGGCUCAUCUUCAAAGAAGUCUGAUUCAACAGAUAUUGAUUGGAUGAAAUCUAAGUUGGAGAUGGUGAUUUCGAAUCAAUCAUCAUUGGCCGAGGAUUUCAUUUCAUUGAGGUGCUUUGUUGAUUUUAAUUUCAAGUCCGUAAUGACUGUAAUUAAGGAUAUCCAGGAGAAGGUUAAUGCCAUUCAUCGUCGUCCUUCUGAUGAGGUAUUUAUUCAUAUUUUAUUGUUUAGGUUUUUUCAUAUUUUUUUUUAAGUUUCUUUACUGUUUUAUUUAAGUUUCAUUUAUGUUGGUUGAUAAAGGGAAAGUCAUUGGAUGAAUUAGUAACUCAAGAUUCUGAUGAUGAUGCUGAUGAUGAUGAUGAUGAUGAUGCCGAGGAUGAUGAGAAGCAAUUGCCUGAUCUAGAAAAUAUUGAUUCCGACUCCGACGAUGGUGGUGAGUGUGUUAAAGUUGGUGGGGAUGCUGAUGAUGCUGAGAAGGUUGUUACUGCUGUUCCCGUUGCUGAUGUGAAUCCAUCUGAGGCUGUUGGAGGGAGUGAUAAAAAUGUUAAGGAUGUUGAGAAGCCGAAGGGCGAUGAGUCUCGAUUGAAGGGGGACGAUUUCUUUGAUGGGUUGAGCCAGCUUGAAAUAGAUGAUGAUCAAGUUGUGUUGGCUGGCUUG